AGAAAAUCAAAGCAACGAUUCAAAGAAAUAUUUGUUAGUGAUGGAAUACGCCAAUAAUGGUACUCUUCGAAACUAUUUAGGCAGUUGUUUUAAAAAUCUUACUUGGAUUAAUAAAUUAAAUCUAGCAUCUCAGCUAGUUAAUACUAUAUUAUUCUUACAUCACGAAGGAAUUGUGCAUCGCGAUUUGCACUCUAAUAACAUAUUAGUUCAUAAGGAUACUAUUAAAUUAGCUGAUUUUGGAUUAUCAAAAAGGAUUGAUGAAUCAUCCAAUAUUCAAUCAAGAUUAUUUGGAAUGGUUACUUAUGUUGAUCCACAAAUAUUUAAUAGAAAAAGAGAUAACAACAAUCAAGUUCAAAUAUAUUCAUUAAAUAAAAAGAGUGAUGUUUAUAGUAUUGGUGUACUCUUAUGGGAAAUAUCGUGUGGGCGCCCACCUUUUUGUAAUGAACUAUAUGAUGUUGGUUUGGCUAUGGAAAUAUUACAUGGUCUUAGAGAGAAACCCAUUCCCAAUACACCUGAAGAUUAUAUAAAAAUAUAUACUGAUUGUUGGAAUAAUGAACCAGAUAAUCGUCCAACUAUCAACCAAGUUGUUGCAAAAUUAAAUACAAUUAUUUUAAAUGAAAAUGUCCAAUUAUCAAGCGAACAGCAGAAAACUCCUAGAAAUAUUAUUAAUAAUUCAUUGCAUGGAGAAAUGUCUCAACUUAUUCAAAAUUUUAAUAAUAUGAAUACAAAAGAAAUGGAUACUACAAUAUCAUCAGAG
Rhizophagus irregularis DAOM 181602=DAOM 197198 is the source of this 757-nucleotide messenger RNA. The record is from RefSeq and is a predicted model, not a curated record. NCBI's taxonomy places the organism in Eukaryota, Fungi, Glomeromycota, Glomeromycetes, Glomerales, Glomeraceae.